Verticillium nonalfalfae is the source of this 3399-nucleotide messenger RNA. RefSeq lists its product as uncharacterized. NCBI's taxonomy places the organism in Eukaryota, Fungi, Ascomycota, Sordariomycetes, Glomerellales, Plectosphaerellaceae. The record is from RefSeq and is a predicted model, not a curated record. Bases 1 to 3399 code for a protein of 1132 amino acids. Gene Ontology annotation, molecular function: oxidoreductase activity; NAD binding; NADP binding. The transcript has 3 exons.
AUGGCCCAACAGUCUGGUACCAGCCUCAUGUCGACGUCAGUCGGAUUCGUUGGCCUCGGCGCCAUGGGCUUCGGCAUGGCCUGCAACCUGCAGAAGGGUGGAAAGUACAUAGUCAAGGGAUACGACGUCUGGCAGCCGAGCGUCGAGAGGUUCGUGGCCGAUGGCGGGCAUCCAGGCCAGUCGCCUCGAGAUGUUGCCCACGACAGCGCGUUCCUCGUCUGCAUGGCCGCCAAUGCGCAGCAGGUCGACAGUAUUUUGUUCGACGCGGCGACUGGCGCCCUCGAGGCCCUGCCACACAAUGCGACCAUCUUGCUGUGCUCGACAGUCCCGCCAGCGUAUUACGACACACUAGCGUCUCAAAUAGCCCAACUCGGCCGAUCAGACAUCCUCGUUGUCGACUGCCCCGUGUCUGGCGGCACAGUUCGAGCCGCCAAUGGCACACUUACCAUCUUCGCCUCUGGAUCAUCCGAGGCCCUCACUCGGGCAGAUCAGAUUCUCCAUGAAAUGUCCGAGAAGCUGUAUGGGAUCUCUGGUGGCCCGGGCGCCGCGAGUAAGGUCAAGAUGGUCAACCAGUGCCUCGUCGGCACCCACAUCGCCGCCGCCGCAGAGGCCAUGGGCCUCGCGGAGAAGGCCGGUCUCGACACCAGGGAAGUCUUCGAGAUUAUCAAGAACGCCGCUGGAAACUCGUGGGCGUUUGAGAACCGCGUCCCUCAUAUGCUCGAUGCCGAUUGGACGCCUCGGUCUGCUCUCGAUAUUUUCGUCAAGGACAUGGGUAUCGUUGUGUCGAGUGCAAGGUCAUUGCAAUUCCCUCUGCCCCUCGCCUCGGCCGCUGAGCAACUGUACAUCUGGGGCUCUGCACAGGGUUAUGGCCGCGAAGAUGACUCUGGCCUCGUUCGCGUCUUCCAGCAAAAUUCACCUGUCGCGACCAAGGACAGCGAUUCUGCUGCACCAGCAGCUGCGCUUGCGAACCCGACGCCCGUCACAACACCGCUGGAGAUCUCCAAGGUGGGUAUGAUCGGUCUUGGCGCCAUGGGCCAGGGCAUGGCUAGCUCCAUGAUUCGAGGCGGCUUUGCCGUGCAUGGUUACGAUGUAUACGAGCCUGCGAUUCAGAAGUUUGUUUCCGGUGGUGGCAAGGCAUCCGCAGCGACUUCGCCCGCCGAUGCCGCCAGGGGCGCUGAGGUGCUGGUUCUCAUGGUACAGAAUGCCACGCAGGCUACAGAUGCCUUGUUCGGCUCUGGCGACGCUGCCGCCGCCCUGCCCGACGAUGCGAUUGUCAUACUCAGCUCAACUGUGCCCCCAUCGUUUGUUCGAUCCCUCGAGAAACGCCUGGCUGGGCUGGGACGCGGCAUCACCCUCCUCGAUGCGCCCGUCAGCGGAGGUGUCGUGCGCGCCGCCAACGGCAACCUCACCAUCAUCUGCUCCGGCGAGGAGUCCACCAUCUCCAAGGCCAAUGGCGUCCUCCUCUCCAUGACCGGGCUUGCUACCAAUCUGUGCCAGGUCAAGGGUGGUGUUGGUGCCGCCUCCUCGGUCAAGCUUAUCAAUCAACUCCUCGCUGGUGUACACAUUGCUGCCGCCGCCGAAGCCAUGGCAUUCGCCGCACGACUGGGCCUUGAUACACGUCAGAUCUUCGAGUUGCUGAAAAACGCGGCUGCGUGGAGCUGGAUGUUUGAGAACAGAGUGCCGCAGAUGCUCGAGGCGGACUGGACGCCGCACUCUGCUCUCGCCAUCUUCGUCAAGGAUCUCGGCAUUGUGCUUGAUGAGACGAAACGAUUGAUGUACUUUGCGCCCAUGUCAUCGGCUGCCCACACACUCUAUCUCGCAGGAGCUGCCAAGGGUUGGUCGAAGGAGGCUGAUGCAGGCGUCGUUCGGUGGUGGGAAGGCGCCGGUGUGUCUGUCUCAGGCAGUGCUGGGAGGCCCGAACCACACACCACCAACGAGGCCGUACAGGCAGCGGCCCAGCCCUUGCCCGCCAAGGAGACGAUCGAGGCUCUGCCUGCCGAAUUUCCGCAUGAUGUCCUGGAAUCGACGAAGAAGUAUGUCGAUGGCGGCGAAGCCCCUGUCCUAGUCGUCUUGGACGAUGAUCCGACUGGCACACAGACUUGCCACGACAUUGACGUGCUGAUGGUUUGGGACGUCGAGACCCUGCAGAGCCAGUUCGAGAGGGAGUCGCGAGGCUUCUUCAUCUUGACCAACAGUCGCGCCCUCCCCGGUCCUGAGGCCCGGAACCUCAUUCUUGAAAUCUGCGAAAACGUCAAAGAGGCAGCGCAAAGGACAAACAAGCGCUUCGACGUCGUCUUGCGCGGAGACUCCACCCUACGAGGUCACCUACCCGAAGAGCCCGAGGCCGUCGAGCAGGCCAUGGGAAAGUUUGACGCCUGGGUCCUGACUCCCUUCUUCCUGCAGGGCGGACGCUACACGCUAGACGAUGUUCAUUAUGUCAAGGAGGGUGAUGUGCUUGUCCCUGCCAGCCAGACGCCGUUUGCGCAGGACGCCACCUUUGGGUACCAAAACUCGAAUUUGCGGCAGUACAUCCUCGAGAAGUGCGGCUCCCGCUUUAAUGAGUCAUCUUUCCUCUCCAUAACCAUCGACGACAUUCGCGUUGGCGGACCGCAAGGCGUCAAGGCGAAGCUUCUAUCGCGACCGGCCGGUUCGGAUGGAGUUGUCAUCGUCAAUGCUGCUGCCGAAUCCGACAUGGACGUGUUCGUUUCUGGGUUGCUCGCCGCAGAGAAAGAGGGCAGACGCUACCUGUAUCGUACCGCUGCGGCGUUUGUAUCGUCGAGGCUCGGCAUCAAGGGCAUUCCGCCCCUGCGUAUGGCUGACGUCCAGCCUCCGACGACGAGCGGGUCUGCAUCCUCCCACGCUGGCGGUCUCAUUCUCGCUGGAUCCUACGUUCCAAAGACGACAGCCCAGUUGAAAGUCUUGCGGGAGAGGCGCCAGGACAAGCUCGCCGUCGUUGAGCUCGAAGUUGCGGACCUGAUCAAGUCCGCCGAGUCGGAGCGCGCCAUCGUCGACAAGGCGGCAGCAGAGGCCAACGACCAGAUCUCCGCUGGAAAGGAUAUUCUUGUCAUGACAUCCCGGACGCUCGUCAAGACAUCGGAUGCCAUCAGCUCGCUAGAGAUCGGGUCGAAGGUGGCCUCGGCACUGGUAAGGCUCCUCGAGCAGAUUCGAGUACGGCCGCGCUAUGUCAUCGCCAAGGGCGGCAUCACCUCUUCGGACGCGGCGACCAAAGGCUUGAAGAUGCGAAGAGCGCGGAUCAUGGGCCAGGCAGCUCCCGGUGUGCCACUAUGGCGUUGUGACGAGGAAACCAGUCGACACCGGGGCGUCCCUUACGUGGUAUUCCCAGGCAACGUGGGGAGCGAGAGCACUCUGGCUGAGAUUGUCGAGUCCUGGGCAGCAUGA